This is a messenger RNA of Elephantulus edwardii (Cape elephant shrew), 2397 nucleotides long. RefSeq names its product family with sequence similarity 73, member A (gene MIGA1). The transcript is spliced from 15 exons. NCBI's taxonomy places the organism in Eukaryota, Metazoa, Chordata, Mammalia, Macroscelidea, Macroscelididae. Gene Ontology annotation, biological process: mitochondrial fusion. Bases 6 to 1811 code for a protein of 601 amino acids. The record is from RefSeq and is a predicted model, not a curated record.
GAGACAUGUCAGAAGAAGCAGUCAGUGAAUCACAGUUUUCUUUGAAGACAGCAACACUAAGAGUGUUUGAAGUUCCUCUGUCUUGGUACUAUUCUCUGUCCCAGAUCAGAUUUUCACCAGGAAUUAAGAAAUUGUUUGUGGUAACUGCAGUGAGUGCUGUAUCUGUAAUUUUUCUGGCCCACCACUUUAGAAGAAGACGAGGGAAGAAAAAGGAAAAAACAUUACCUUGGGAACCAGAGCACCUUUUACUUGAAUACACUAGAAGAGCAGCAUCAGACAAAGGUUCAAGUUGUUCCAGCAGUAGACAAAAUUUGACAUUAUCUUUGAGUUCUGCCAAAGACAAAGGAUCUCAGUCCUGUAACUAUGCUAAUGGAGGACUUUUCAGUAAAUACUCAGGUUCUGCACAAAGUUUGGCCUCUGUCCAGAGUGUCAAUUCAUGUCAUAGCUGUGCUUGUGGCAACUCUAACUCCUGGGACAAAGCCGAUGAAGAUGAUAUUAAACUUGUUAAUAUUCCUGUGACCACUCCUGAGAAUUUAUAUUUGAUGGGUAUGGAGUUGUUUGAGGAGGCAUUACGUCGAUGGGAACAAGCUCUAACUUUUCGCAAUAGACAGGUUGAAGAUGAAGCAAGUUGUGGUUCUAUAAAACUGGGUGCAGGAGAUGCCAUUGCUGAAGAAAAUGUCGAUGAUAUUAUUAGUACUGAAUUUAUCCAUAAACUAGAGGCUCUGCUACAAAGAGCAUAUCGUCUUCAAGAGGAAUUUGAGGCCACCCUUGGGACGUCUGAUCCUAAUUCACUGGCAAAUGAUACUGAUAAAGAUACUGAUAUCACUGUGAAAGGGACUAUGGAUGACUUUGGCCUGCGAGACAGUUUGAGCAUUGCAUCAACGGAUUCAUUUUCUUCAGCUGCAGAGCUUUCAGAGCACAGGGAAGUACGGCAUACCUACAGCCUAGAGUCUCUUUGCCAGUGCCCUUUUUAUGAAGAAGCCAUGCAUUUAGUAGAAGAAGGAAAAAUUUACUCAAGAGUACUUAGAACUGAAAUGUUGGAGUGCCUCGGAGACAGUGAUUUUCUUGCCAAACUUCACUGUAUUCGACAGGCUUUUCAGGUUAUUCUUUCAGAAACAGCAAACAGGAUGUUUCUUGCUGAGAGUGGAAGGAAAAUUUUAUCAGCUUUAAUUGUGAAAGCACGGAAGAAUCCAAAGAAGUUUGAGGAUGUUUUUGAUGAAAUGAUCUAUUUUUUAGAGCAAACUGACCAUUGGGGUAGUACUGAAAUGGAACUUGCUGCUAGAGGGGUGAAAAAUCUAAAUUUUUAUGAUGUUGUUCUGGAUUUUAUAUUAAUGGACUCCUUUGAAGAUUUAGAAAAUCCACCCACGGCCAUACAGAAUGUAGUGAAUAACCGCUGGCUAAACCCUUCCUUCAAAGAAACUGCCGUGGCAUCGAGUUGCUGGUCAGUACUGAAACAGAAGAGGCAGCAGAUGAAGAUCCCAGAUGGGUUUUUUGCCCAUUUUUAUGCGAUAUGUGAGCAUAUUAGCCCUGUGCUAGCCUGGGGCUUUUUGGGGCCUAGGAAUUCUCUUUAUGAUUUAUGUUGCUUCUUUAAGAAUCAAGUUGUUUUCUUUCUCAAAGAUAUUUUUGAUUUUGAGAAGGUACGCUAUUCAAGUAUAGAGACUUUGGCGGAAGACCUCAUGCAGUUACUCAUUCGUCGCACGGAACUUUUAAUGGCCUAUCUUGGAGCAGAUGCACUGAGGCAUGCGGGUAGCUGCAUAAGUAGUCAUGGUCAUGUUAUGGCAAGUGGGCUAGUAGAAGCCAAAGUACAAUAAGUCCUAUAAUAAUCAUACUACUUGAGUGGGUUAUGAAAGAGUUUAACUAUUGAUUUUGUAUAGUACCAAAAUCAACAGAUUGGUGAAUAUGGACUCAGGGAAGGUAAAAAAAGAAAAAUCUAAUAGAGAAUGAAUCUUGUACUUCUAUAAAGUUCUGUCAGUGAAUCCUUGUGGAAUAUAUCCAAAGUGGUUUUUUUAUAAUCCUUAGGUAACAAUUCAAGUUGUGAAAUGUGUAUUUCCCAGAAAUACUGCUUGAAUUGAAGCCAGUUUUAGCAGCUAAUUGAUUUGUCGUUUUGAAGCUGUCUGAAAUGUCCAAUAUUAUUUUUAGAAGCUUUGCUUUUAUGCUUUGUGCCUAGAAAAAUAUACACUUUAGCCUAGACUUUUGUGGCUUUCAUAUAUGAAAUUAUAUUAUUCCUAGUGUCAACAUAUUUAACUUUGCUUGAAAAUGUAUUUUUUAUUGUAAAGUUACUCAUUUGUAACAAACUUUAGACAGAAUAGUGUGUUUAAUAUGUAAUGCUUAUUAUAUUGCUUGUACAUUUGCCAAUGUAAUUGAAUCAAAGAAAUUGUAAUAGCUGAGUAUCAUUAU